This is a messenger RNA of Bufo gargarizans (Asiatic toad), 4376 nucleotides long. Its product is annotated as pyruvate dehydrogenase [acetyl-transferring]-phosphatase 1, mitochondrial. The transcript has 2 exons. Gene Ontology annotation, biological process: protein dephosphorylation. NCBI's taxonomy places the organism in Eukaryota, Metazoa, Chordata, Amphibia, Anura, Bufonidae. The record is from RefSeq and is a predicted model, not a curated record. The coding region runs from base 127 to 1818 and encodes 563 amino acids. Gene Ontology annotation, molecular function: protein serine/threonine phosphatase activity; cation binding.
GUAGUGACUGUCUGUGCGUCUCUCUCCCUCCUCUGCUGCUGUCUCGCUCUGUCUUCCUAUGUCGGACUGUUCCCCUCUUCUUCCUGCGCUGGUCUGUGCUGUCCGCCGGGCGGUUGCCGGUUGUGGAUGUUCGCAGCUUGUUGUGACAGGAGAAUGUGUGUGUGUCCCGGGCCCAGGCGGAUCGGUUUCUCGGGAAGAAGUUGCUCUCCAUCCUUACUCCUUGAUGCAAUGUCUGUUCCUACACAGCUUCUCUUUCCUCUCAUAAGGAGUUGCGAGCUGGGCCGGAUCUGCAGGUCUGUGUGUUACUGUCACCACAAACCUCUGUGCUGUAGGUCCCGCUAUCCAUCUCUGAAUCCCCUCCGAUGUGGAGCAGAUGGGAAGCUUUCUUCAGCCUUCCGACGACCCUGGGAGCAAUGUUUUCAGCUGCGACAGUAUGUGACCACUCCACAACGGUUUUACUUAACGCCUCCCCAGGUCAACAGCAUCUUGAAAGCCAAUGAGUACAGUUUCAAAGUUCCUGAGUUUGAUGGUAAGAAUAUCAGUUCAAUCCUUGGGUUUGACAGCAAUCAGCUGCCUGCAAAUGCCCCAAUUGAAGACAGAAGAAGCGCGGCUACCUGCUUACAGACCCGAGGCAUGCUCCUAGGGGUUUUUGAUGGCCAUGCUGGUUGUGCCUGUGCUCAAGCUGUUAGUGAAAGACUCUUCUAUUAUAUCGCUGUUUCAUUGCUACCUCAUGAGACUCUACUGGAGAUUGAACAUGCCGUAGAAAGCGGGAGAGCUCUGCUACCCAUUUUGCAGUGGCACAAGCAUCCGAAUGACUACUUCAGUAAGGAGGCUUCCAAACUGUACUUCAACAGUUUACGGACCUACUGGCAGGAGCUUAUUGAUCUCAACACAGGGGAGACGACCGAUGUCAAGGAGGCUUUGAUCAAUUCCUUUAAGAGACUUGACAAUGACCUAUCUUUGGAAGCCCAAGUCGGAGAUCCUAACUCUUUUCUGAACUAUUGGGUCUUACGAGUGGCCUUUUCAGGGGCUACUGCCUGUGUGGCCCACGUGGAUGGCAUGGACUUGCAUGUUGCCAACACAGGAGAUAGUCGUGCCUUGCUCGGAGUCCAGGAAGAAGAUGGAUCUUGGUCUGCAGUCACCAUGUCCCAUGAUCAUAACGCUCAAAAUGAGUCCGAAAUUCAAAGGCUUAAAUCGGAACAUCCAAAGGAAGAGAAGAGCGUGGUCAAGCAAGACCGCCUCCUUGGGUUGCUGAUGCCCUUCAGAGCUUUUGGCGAUGUGAAGUUCAAGUGGAGCAUCGACCUUCAGAAACGCGUCGUUGAGUCGGGACCCGAUCAGCUGAAUGACAAUGAAUACACUAAAUUCAUCCCCCCCAAUUAUCACACCCCACCCUACUUAUCUGCGGAGCCGGAAGUGAUCUACCAUAGAUUAAGACCUAAAGAUAAGUUCCUCAUAUUGGCCACAGACGGCCUUUGGGAAUCCAUGCAUAGACAGGACGUGGUGAAAAUUGUUGGAGAGUAUCUGACCGGCGUCCACCAUCAGCAGCCCAUAGCAGUGGGUGGUUAUAAAGUUACACUGGGACAGAUGCAGGGUCUUCUCAUGGAAAGAAGGGCCAGGAUUUCUUCCGCUUUUGAAGAUCAAAAUGCAGCCACCCAUCUUAUAAGGCACGCCGUGGGCAAUAAUGAAUUUGGCGCUGUCGACCACGAGCGGCUUUCAAAGAUGCUUAGUCUUCCAGAAGAACUGGCACGGAUGUACAGAGAUGACAUCACAAUCAUAGUUGUGCAGUUUAACUCUCACGUGGUUGGAGCCUACCAGUAAAACGCUAUGCUCUAAACCAGUUUACCGAAGUUAUCAAGGCUCCAAUGUUUCACUGACCUUUUUGCAUCGUUUACUUUUUAUUGAGUGGCAUCAAAUUACUUACUUAGUGCUGUAACUUUUUAUUUUACUUUUCUCUGUAUGAGAAUAUUGCAUGGCAGACAAUAGGUUCUGAUUUGGUAGUCUCGCUUGAUCCCCUUCAGUUUACUAUGGGGAUACUGAAGCUGUUAUAGACUGUUAGGUUUGUAGUUGCCUGCUAAGCAUAUGGGGGAUCCCGUAUAAAGAGGGUUAAUCAUCUAGAGAUCUUCCUUCCAUUUCCUCAGCACCAGUAAAGGGGGUUAUCCAAUAUAGUGCAACAGCCCCUCAUGUGCCAGGCCCCUCAGAGGGAAUAUACUUACCCCGGGCCGCUCCUGGUCCCCGCACCGCUGCUUCUCCCGGCGGGAGGGGGGUGUUAAGAAACCAGCCAAUGGCAGGCAGGGACGAGGCCCACUGUGCAAGGGGAGUCUGUUCCCCACCUGCCCUUGGCUCCCCCCCCCCCCCCCCCCACCAGAUGUUUUGAUCUGUGUACAGGGAGAAGCAGUGGUGUGGGGACCAGGAGCAGCCCGGGGUAAGUAUAUUCCCUAUGGGGGGGCUGUUGUAUGAUAUUGGAUAACCCCUUUAAGCUGACCAUUCACAUUGGAUGUAUGUCUUCCAAACCUGCUGAUCAUGUAAUGUGUUUCUGCCUCCUGCCAGAUGUUGGGGGGGGGGGGGGGGGGGGGGGGAAGAAGGGUCUGCAUGAUGGAUUUUGUUGUAGGGAGAUAAGCCGCCACAACAUAUGUAUUCCCCGGUCUCUAUUGAGAACAUAUGCACACUCGGCCAGGCUUAGGAUGCAUGCUUAUGGGGUAGUCGAGAGAGCGAUUUUAUGGCUAAACGAGAGCUUGCCAGACAGCUAUGUAAUGUGUGUAGCCAGCCUUAAAGGGGUAUUCCCAUCUCAGAAAGUGAGAGCAUAUCACUAGGAUAUGCCCCCAUUAUCUGAUAGGUGCAGGUCCCAAAGGUUGGACCUGCACCUAUCUCUAAAACGAAGCCAGCAAAGUGGUGGCCUGCAAUGCAGAGUCUGGCCACCACCAGUCGUUCCUAUAGGCCCGCCGAAAAAAGUUGAGCAUCGCGCUCUGCUUUUUUCAGAAUCCCCAUAGAAAUGAAUGGGAGCACACCACACUUGUGCGGUCACACCUUCCGUUCACUUCUAAGGGGCCCACAAAAAUGGCCAAGCUUGGCUAUUUUCGGCGGCCCCAUAGAAAUGAAUGGAGGCAGUUGCACAUUCACGUCACUGGCUGGGUUUACGAGAUACAUGUGGGUCCCAGAGGUGGCGGUAUGCCCCUAUUGUCUGAGAUGGGGAAAAUCUCUUUAAGAACCGUUCCUGUGACUGAAAGACUAUGGACACCUUCAGGGCAAUUUUGUAUGAUUUGCAUUUUACUCAUUUUGGUCUAAAAAUAUUUUUUUAUUGUGUGUGUUCCCAUCAUCUGACAGCUCAUGUGAGGCCUUAUCUCUGAUCUUCUCUCCUCAUAACCACUCAUUAUAGCAAUAAUAAUAAAGGCUGAUAAUAAAAUUGCUUUAAGGUCAAGAUGUCAGAGAUAAAGCUUCAUAUGAGCUGUCAGCACUGAGAAGAGAUAAUGCAAACAGACAUUUUAACCCUUGAUAUCAAAAAUAAAUGAACAUUUUUAAUAAAGGUUAAGUGGAAAAAUUAUUCGGCUCAAAAUGAGUCAAAUUCAGUCAUAAAUAAUUGCCCUGAAAGUGUCCAUAGCUUUUAAUAAACCAGUACAAUCGGCUCUAAGGGUCCAAUCACACGACUGUAAUGAAGACUGCACAGUACCGUGUGGUCGCUAAUCAUUAGUUUAAUUGGAGCCCGCUGCUGCCUGUAUGGCUGUGUGGUGCCCGACUACAGCGAUGCCCCAACACGACUGAGCCGUGUGGUCGUACCCUAUGACAAGCUCCUGCUUACCGGCCUUGGACUGGGGACUUGCCCCAUAGAUGUUACUUAUAUAGUACACUAGCAGAAGGACCCGGCUUCACACGGGUAUAUUUCAUUUAAUGUUUGUGUUGUUAAAAGAUAUUGACAGUAUCCACUAUAACAGUGACAUCUACAGUGCCCCGCCACUUUAAAAUGGGACCUCCACAGUACCCCACUCUCGACGGUGACCUCCACAGCAGUUGCCCUUUUACUAGUGGCCCCUGCCCCCUUAACAGUAACAUCCCCAGUGGACGCCUCUUUGGGGCUAGGGUUACAUGACGACAUGUGUCCCGCAACAAUUUUAAUAAUGAUGGGCAGUCGCAGCAUGUCACGUAUCGCAGUGCAACACCAUAGACUAGACUAUCAUUAUAAAAAUUGUUGCGCUACAUUGGUGUGACAUCAAUGCCGCGCGACACAUGUAGUUGUGUCCUAUGUGUUGUGUGACUUAUUGUCGUAGUGUAGCCCUAGCCUAAAGCUGACCUACAGCAGUGAAGAAUAAUGGCUGGGUUGUUAUGGAAACCUGGAGUAAAACUGUGUGUAUGUGGAGACUAAGGGCAUGCGAGCGUCUAUUGGC